ACGGUGAAGAUAACCCGGGUAAAAGUGUAAACAAACAAUCGACCGUGGCGUACUGAAGGAGUUUUCCUCAUAAAACUUUACAACAUGUCUAAGUCCGAGAUUGCCCGUCAGUUUGACCUUCCCGAACGUCAAAGCAAACUGAACACCAUGCUGCGUGAGGAAGGACUCAAGGAUGAACAGGUCUAUUGUGUGUGCCGCACCUCUGAUGUUUCCAGGUUCAUGAUUGGGUGUGACAAAUGUGAAGAAUGGUACCAUGGGGACUGCAUUAAUGUUACAGAGAGUGAAGCCGGUAGGAUUAAAAAAUUCUUCUGCCAGAAGUGCAGACUGAAGGAGCCUUCACUUGAAAUAAAAUACAAAAUAAAGAAACCACAUCACAACCACAAUGACAGCAAGCACCAUAAGGACAAAGAUAAGAAAGAUAGAGAAAAAAAGGAGAAAGAGAAGAAAGAUAAAGAAAGAAGAGAUAAGGAAAAGAAAGAAAAAGAGAAGCACAAACAUGACAAGCGCUUAACUUCAAAGACUAGGAACAGUCAUCGAUGUGGUGAAUGUGAGGCAUGUUACCAACAGGACGAUUGUGGUCGUUGUGAGAACUGCAAAGACAUGCCCAAGUUUGGGGGCCCACACAGGCUACGACAAAAGUGCAAAAAGAGACAGUGCCAAAAUUUUGUGCAUCUUGCUCAGAAGUCCAACAAAAGUAAUAGUAGCAGUACAAAAAAGCACAGAAACUAUGAACCAGAGAUCCCACCACUGGCUCCACAGAGGCCCAUUGACACUGGUGAUGAGUACAUGACUGUUCUCAAAGAUGUCCUCAAAGACAAAAAUGAAUGUAGCGAUGAGGACAUGCUGGAUUUAAGUAAGAAAAUCUUCAAAGAUCCAGUAACAGCAAUCUUAGAGUGCAGCAAACCCAAAGAAAAAGAACCAAAGUUACACAGUCGAAAAAGAAAAGAACUGAACAGUGGAACAAAAAAAAGAAAAGGUCGACAUGAAUCUGAUUCUUCAGAUACCGAUUCUGAUGGAGGCUCUAAGGGUGAAUCUGCAACUCAAAAGCAGUGCUUUGGACCUCAGUGUAUCAAGUCAGCUCGGUCCAGCAGCAAAUAUUGCAGCGAUGAGUGUGGACUCAAGUUGGCUGAGGCAAGAAUAUACUCGGUUUUGCCGCAACGUAUACAAGAGUGGAAGAUGAGUGAGUGUGCUGCUGAAAAUCUGGAUAUCCGACAAUUAGAGAAGAUAAGACGGCAGCAGCUGGAGGCAAGGGAGGUGCUUCAGCAGCUGGAUCAACGUCAUUUGGAAAUAGAUCGGCUAGUUGAGCGUGGAAAAAAGGCAGCGAUUGAUCCUCAUGCAGAUGAUGGCGGAGAGGAAGAGGGUGGAGAUGGUGUGUAUAUCUAUUGUGUCACUUGCGGCCAUGAAGUACAGGCCAGACGAGCAAUACGGCAUAUGGAAAACUGCUUUAACAAGUUAGAAAGUCAAACAACUUUCGGUUCUAUGUACAAAACUCGAAUAGAGGGUAACAACAUGUUCUGUGACUUCUACAAUCCCAGCAGCCUCACGUAUUGCAAGAGGCUCCGUGUCAUGUGUCCGGAGCACACCAAAGCUCCAACAGUGUCUGAUUCAGAGGUGUGUGGUGCACCGAUGACUUCUAAUGUUUUUGACGAAACUGGAGAGAUUUGUCGAGCAUCAAAAAAGAAAUGUCUUCGCCACUACUGCUGGGAAAAAUUACGCCGGGCUGAAAUAGACAUGGAGAGAGUUAGACAGUGGCUGAAGCUAGACGAGUUGUUAGAGCAGGAGCGUUUGGUGCGGCAGGCUAUGACCAAUCGUGCUGGUGUUUUGGGUCUUAUGCUUCAUUCCACGUAUGACCAUGCACUGGCAGAAAAGCUUCAACAGUCUCAGCAGUUUCAUCAGAAUGACCAUCAGUAUCAUUUAGACCACAAAUAUCAACAUUCUAAUACCAGCACUCAUCAUCAAAAGAGUUCUAGCAGUGUUAGCUUGCCCAAAACUCCACAGCAGCAGCACCAACAGACCUCCCAGCGUUACAACCAUGACCACCGCUACCAGAGUGAUAUGCAGCAUCACCAAAGUGAUCUGCAGCAUCACCAAAGUGAUCACUUAUAUCACAACACCAAUCGUAAACAUCAUCACAGUGACCAUCAGUACCACAGUAGUGACCGUAAACAACACCACAGUGACCAUCAAUACCAUAAUAAUGAGCGGAAACAUCACAGUGACCAUCAGUAUCAUUCCAACCGUGAGCGAAAGUAUCCAGUGGAACACAAAUACCACAGUGAUCAUCAGUACUUCUCAAGCAAAAAGCACAAAUAAAUUUUAAUUAUUCAUUUGUCAUGACUGUCCCUAUACUUUAUCUGUUGUACCACAUUUCAUGAAGUAAUUCUUGAUAUUUGUUUGCAGAUUUUUUAAUUGAAUAUUAUUUAAAACUAAGAGUGCACUUGUAAAUCUUUGGUAAUUGUGUAGAACAUAGAUGGUUCUUCCAACAUGUAUGUAAAGAGAAGUGAUAUUAGUGUACAAUAUCUAAACAAUGUAUUUUGUAAAUAUAAGGUCUACUUUAAAAUACUAACUUUUUUAGUAGUGGUAGCAAUUCAAACUUCAAAUUUGUACCUAUUGUAAAUAAUUUUGUACAGUCUUGUAUCAAUUUUUUUCAUGCAAAUAAAGUAUUUCUCAUAGCUAACUUCAUAAACGUUUUAUUGAUAAAAAAAAAUUCAAUUAUUGUCCCUAUAGGAGUUGUAUAAUACUUUUGUAAUGCAAGCCAGAAUAUUGAUGUAGGCUGGUAGAUGCAUAUAUGAUUCUUAAUCAGAUGUGACAGUAUGAAGGAAAGAUUCUUUUAUUAGAAAAGUUACUGGUAAAUACCCUCAUAUUUUAACAAUGGUGUUCAAAAUCUCCUGAAUUAUACCAAUAGUUCCUUUGGAUUUUAUUUAGUACUGUUAAAUGCCUCUAAACAGCAUAGUUAUAUUAUGUUAUUUGAAACUAAUUCAGAAUGUGUUGCUGGUCCGAAUAUUAGUUGUUACCCAUUACUAUAUUCACAUUAAAUUUGUCUGAAUUUAAA
Procambarus clarkii (red swamp crayfish) is the source of this 3052-nucleotide messenger RNA. NCBI's taxonomy places the organism in Eukaryota, Metazoa, Arthropoda, Malacostraca, Decapoda, Cambaridae. The record is from RefSeq and is a predicted model, not a curated record.